Molecule: messenger RNA, 993 nt
Organism: Pimephales promelas (fathead minnow)
Lineage: Eukaryota; Metazoa; Chordata; Actinopteri; Cypriniformes; Leuciscidae
Source: RefSeq, a predicted model, not a curated record
CUGAUGAACCCACAAUUCAAGCUGGAGAAACUACAUCUGUAUAGAUGCAGUAUUACAGAGAAACAGAGUCUCAUCCUGACUUCAGCUCUGAAAUCAAACCCGUCACACCUGAGAGAGCUGGACCUGAGCGUGAAUAAACUAGGAAACUCAGGAGUGAAGCACUUAUGUGCCGUACUGAAGGAUUCACACUGUAAACUGGAGAGAUUGAGUCUACGGUACUGUGGCAUUACAGAUGUUUCUUCUUUAACUCAGUCUUUGACAAACUCAAAAGCACUGCAGUUUUUAAAAGAGCUUGAUCUGAGAGGUAAUAAGAUCGGAGAUUCAAAGCAGCGGCUCAGAGACGAGCUACGAGACUCAAACUGUGUCCUGAGUGUAGAUGAAGAUUGAUCAUAAAACGUCAGUGGAUUUACAUCCAGGUUUAAAUCUGUGAGACGGAGAUGAUAGGAGCAGAAACUAUCAGGUGAUCCACAGAAGAGUCUCACUGCUGUCUAUGAGGAGAAAUACAUGUGUAAAUGUGUUUCAUACAGGUGGAAGAGACUCAGACUUCACUAUUAAAUAAAGCAGCGUGUGUGUUAGCAUGCGUAUUAGAAACAUGUGAUAUUGAAUGAUUAAUGUUGGUUUAUUAUUCAGCCAAAUGAUGGUUUAGUUGUAAUUAAAGGUGGAACAGAGGAAGAAGCUCAGAUGAGUGUCAGCAGAAAUCUUCACUAUCAGGCCUGCAAAUAUAAUAAUGUUUACACUAAACUCAUAAUUAUUCCAAUAUUUCUAAUCAUCAAUGUGAUUGUCAAGUAAAGUUUACAUGAAACUUUUAAACAUUUGCAUAAUCUCUAACAUUUUAUAAACAGAAUAUGUUUUUUAUUGUUUUAUUGUAUAUGAAGUUAGUUUAGUUUAGUGUGUGUGUGUGUUUGUGAUGCACAGAUGUACAGUAUAUUGUGUUUGUUCUGUGGAUGAAGUCUCUUCUCCUCUACAGACCAACUAAACAUUUUCCCCAGUUAA